AUGUAUUCCCUACCAAUUUUAUUCGCUGCUUCCAGCUUUCUCUUUAAUCCGGUAAUUUCCAUCGAUGUUGACUGGACACAAGAUUCAUCCAUUAAGUCCGCUGCCAGUACGAUCGCCUAUGGCUUGGUCAAAUAUUACACAGGAAACAACACGGGUGAUACCCCGGGGAACUUACCUGACCCCUAUUACUGGUGGGAAGCUGGCGCGAUGUUCGGGACCUUAAUAGAUUACUGGGCCUUCACAGGCGACGAGACUUAUAACGAUAUCACCUUACAGGCUAUGAUGCACCAAGUGGGAGACGACAAGGACUACAUGCCCAACAACCAGACAAAAUCCGAAGGAAACGAUGACCAGGGAUUUUGGGCGAUGGCCGCGAUGACCGCUGCUGAAACGAACUUCACCAACCCGAAUACCGACGAUUUAUCCUGGUUGGCAUUGGCGAAGGCCGUGUAUAAUGAAUACGUCAACCGAUGGGAGCCGGAUACUUGUGGUGGUGGUAUGCGCUGGCAAAUUUACACGUUCAACAACGGAUACAAUUAUAAGAACUCGGUCUCGAACGGAUGUUUCUUCAAUGUGGCUGCACGCCUAGCUCGGUAUACCGCCAAUGAGACAUACGGAGAUUGGGCGAACAAGAUCUUCGAGUGGGAGCAGUCUGUCAAUUUCAUCAAUUCGAACUACAGCGUACUAGACGGCGCCGGAAACGCGGGUAGUGAUAAUUGUUCGCAUGUCAACAGCGCCCAGUUCACAUACAACGCGGGUCUUUUCAUGUAUGGCGCUGCAGUUAUGUUUAAUCACACCGACGGCUCCGAUAUGUGGAAGGAACGCGUCGAUGGACUCGUCAAGUCCGCCGUGUCGGUGUUUUUCCAGAACGGCGUUAUGUGGGAACCGAGUUGUGAGAAGAGUCCUAGUGUCGACCAACAGUCCUUCAAAGGCCAUCUUGCGCGAUGGAUGUCGCUGACUGCGAUCCUUGCCCCCUUCACCCACGACACGAUCAUGCCGUUGCUCAAGACGACAGCUGAUGCAGCAGCCAAGCAAUGCUCCGGACCCUCAUCGGAUGAUUAUAAGGGCCCGUCCGGCACAGCGUGUGGAUAUAGUUGGCUGCAGGAGGGUACCUUUGAUGGCACUACGGGUGUAGGUGAGCAGAUGAACGCUCUGCAAGCCGUUAUCGCAACACUAGGCGACACCGCGCCAGCUCCUUACACUUCAGAGAACGGAGGUUCGUCCGAAGGUGACGCCGCCCCGAGUGCCAACGAUGCUAGCAAGAUUCCCCAGAUGAAGCCCAUCACUGCGGGCGACAGGGCCGGUGCCGGUAUCCUGACGACGCUUGUCCUUGGUGGUUUAGUGGGUGGUAUGUAUUUCGUAUGGGCUGAUGAGAAGUGA
Molecule: messenger RNA, 1380 nt
Organism: Hypoxylon trugodes
Lineage: Eukaryota; Fungi; Ascomycota; Sordariomycetes; Xylariales; Hypoxylaceae
Product: glycoside hydrolase family 76 protein
Exons: 4
Coding region: 1-1380 (459 amino acids)
Biological process (GO): carbohydrate catabolic process; fungal-type cell wall biogenesis
Molecular function (GO): mannan endo-1,6-alpha-mannosidase activity
Source: RefSeq, a predicted model, not a curated record